AUGGAGAGUUUCAAGGACUACAAAAUACUGUCCAGAAGAGACAACAGCACCGCACUUUUGGGCACAUUAAACGGUGUACAGAGCAUAGUAGUGGUACAGAACAAAGAAGUGGAUCUGAAAGAAAUACCAAAGAUGAAAAUGGAAAAGUACACGGUAAUAACAGACAAUCCGCCAUAUAGAAGUAUGGAAAGUGCAAAUUAUUAUCUACGAGUGACCAGUCCAUGCACGCAGCAGCACAUUAAAAAGUACGAUAGGCCUGAGUACAGGAGCGAAACAUACGAUGAAUACCUGGAAUAUCUGCAGAAAGAUAAGUUAUCAACCAACUGGAUACAGAAGAUAAGAGACGGAGAAUGUGAACAACCUAUUUACCAUGAUGACCGGUUCAUAAUCAUAAAUGAUUACAAAUGGGACAUGUCUGAUGUCAGUCAACUGUAUUUGCUCUUGAUAUUCAAGGAUCAUGGCCUGUUUACAAUCCGUGAGUUAAGUUUGGCUUUAUGUAAAGAGGCGAAAAUCAUGAUAUUACAGAUUUUGAGCACUAGGUAUGGACUGGAGGAGAAGGAUGUACUGAUGUAUUUCCACUAUAAGCCAUCAUACUACGUUUUACAUGUGCAUGUUGUUAAUUUGGAACGGAGAAUGGAACCGGGCAUGAUGGUGGGGCGUGCUAUCUUGUUGGACGAUAUUGUGGAGAACCUGAUGAUUGAUCCGUUGUAUUACAAGAAGAGAAAACUCUUCUACGUUGGUAGUUAGGUUAAUGAAUUGCGAUUGAUCUCCAUGUUUUAUGCCAUUUUUUGUUAUAAAUCGUUGUUCUUUUUUCCCAAUGCCAUCGUAUCUUCUGUGGAUGUAGAGUAGGAUGAUUAUAUAAUCUGCAAAUGCUUAACAGUAAAUCGAUGAGUACUGUUCUGAUUUGUAAGGAAUUUGAUGGAAAUGGGGUAUUUUAUGAAAACCUCAAAAAAUAGCACAAUGGGCCCGUAGUAGCUCCCUUGUGAAGUAAUGAAGCGCAUAUAUGCAACGUUUUUAUGAGAUCCUCAUGAUUUCUUCCAUGAAUAAAUGUUUGGGACAUAAAACACGCCUCGAGAGUUAAAUAAAUCUUUGCGAC
Molecule: messenger RNA, 1096 nt
Organism: Vavraia culicis subsp. floridensis
Lineage: Eukaryota; Fungi; Microsporidia; Pleistophoridae
Exons: 1
Coding region: 1-747 (248 amino acids)
Biological process (GO): deadenylation-dependent decapping of nuclear-transcribed mRNA
Cellular component (GO): P-body; nucleus
Molecular function (GO): hydrolase activity; RNA 7-methylguanosine cap binding
Source: RefSeq, a predicted model, not a curated record